UACAAGACCCAGCUGCUAUUGCAUUGGUGUCUGAGACACCCUGUUAGACCGGAACUCACCGCUUUUUUCAAUGGUAAACAGCCGGAGUGAGCUAUCUUCGUUUAUGCACCAUCUUUGAUUUUUAUAUCAGUGGAGGCGAACUGAAGAAGGCUCUGGGAUGCUAACUGAAAACACCAAUUGACGUCGCUUCCUCGUUUCUGGCGGAAUCGCUACACGGAAAAUAAAUGACUAAAUGCAUCCAGGACCACAUUGAAAGAUACCUGUGAAAGCUCUCGCUCCCCUACCCCAAUGUCGAGGUCGCAGUGACGGGGCUGGGCAGAGGCAGAGCCCGGUGCCCCGGCCCCUUUGCCCAGCUGAGGAGCAGCCCCUGACAGGGAGCGCACCAUCUCCCUGUGCCUUGUGUCCUCUGGGGGGCAUUUUGAGCCAUGGAGCACCCACGGGAAAAAGAGGGUGAGCGACCGGCGCGCAGCAGCAAGGCGGGUCAGGGGCGCAGCGGGCACUCGCGCCCCUCGGGAUCAGGCUCCUCCGGAGUGCUCAUGGUUGGGCCCAACUUCCGUGUGGGCAAGAAGAUUGGCUGUGGUAACUUUGGAGAGCUGAAGCUAGGUAAAAACCUCUACACCAAUGAGUAUGUUGCAAUAAAAUUGGAACCAAUAAAGUCAAGGGCACCACAGCUGCAUUUGGAGUACCGGUUUUACAAAACAUUAGGCAGCACAGCGGAGGGUCUUCCUCAGGUCUUCUACUUUGGGCCGUGUGGGAAAUACAAUGCCAUGGUGUUAGAGCUGCUGGGCCCCAGUCUAGAAGACCUCUUUGACCUCUGUGACAGGACCUUCUCUCUCAAGACAGUCUUAAUGAUGGCUAUUCAGCUGCUCUCACGGAUGGAGUACGUCCACUCCAAGAACCUCAUCUACCGAGACGUGAAGCCCGAGAACUUCCUCAUCGGGCGGCAGGGGCACAAGCAGGAGCACAUCAUCCACAUCAUCGACUUUGGCCUGGCUAAAGAGUACAUUGAUCCCGAGACCAAAAAACACAUUCCGUACAGGGAGCACAAGAGCCUCACAGGGACCGCCCGCUACAUGUCUAUCAACACCCACUUGGGAAAAGAGCAAAGUCGACGGGAUGACCUGGAAGCCCUGGGCCACAUGUUCAUGUAUUUCCUACGAGGGAGUCUGCCGUGGCAAGGACUCAAGGCUGACACCCUGAAGGAGCGAUACCAGAAGAUUGGCGACACCAAGCGCAACACUCCCAUCGAGGUCCUCUGUGAAAGCUUUCCAGAAGAGAUGGCCACGUACCUGCGCUACGUGCGGCGGUUGGACUUCUUCGAGAAGCCCGACUACGAGUAUUUGAGGACUCUGUUCACCGAGCUGCUUGAGCGCAAAGGAUACACUUUUGACUACACCUACGACUGGGAUGGCAGACCGAUUCCUACUCCAGUGGGGUCUGUCAACGUGGACUCGGGUGCGUCUGCCAUCACAAGAGAGAGCCACGCUAACAGAGACCGGCCCUCUCAGCAACAACCCCUACGGAACCAGAUGGCAGCAUCAGACCGCAGAGGAGCAUGGGAUGCACAGCCACACCGACAGACAAAUUCCUCCUACCUGAGCAGCUCCCACCUGGCUGCAGACAGGCAUGGGGGCUCUGUGCAGGUGGUAACCUCCACCAAUGGGGACCUGAAUACAGACGAUCCAAUGACGGCCCAUUCCAACGCACCUAUCACAGCGCAGGCCGAGGUGGAGGUGGUGGAAGAGGCCAACUGCGUGAAAAUGCUCAACCUGUGGUGCUGUUGCUUCUUCAAGCGAAAACGGAAGAAGAACACUCCACGGCAGAAAUGAGCUCCUGCUACUCUGUCCGAUGUCACUGAGCGGGUUUGGUUUGAAGGAAACUAAUUAAGGGACAUUUCCAGUUGGGAGAGAGACUUUUUAUUACGAGAGAUAUGCGAUUCUUAAUGACCCGGACCUACUGAAUGACCUUCGCCAUAGAGACCUUUCUUUGAUMAUUUGACCACUGACCCUCCCUCUGGAUACCGGAGAACAUCUCUUAAUCUUCUUUUGCUCAAGUGGAGAUCAAAGUCGAAUAUCCCUCCCUCUCUUUGAGGGAGUGAGGAGACAAGUCUUGCAGUCUAUAGACGCCAUAUUUUUUCUGUCUCACGUCUCUCUCUCGCGCUCUCUCUCUCCCCAUUCGCCAAACCCUCUCACAUCCCCAGUAAAAGCAGGUAUUAAGCUGUC
Molecule: messenger RNA, 2222 nt
Organism: Salvelinus sp. IW2-2015
Lineage: Eukaryota; Metazoa; Chordata; Actinopteri; Salmoniformes; Salmonidae
Product: casein kinase I
Biological process (GO): endocytosis; signal transduction; peptidyl-serine phosphorylation
Cellular component (GO): cytoplasm; nucleus; plasma membrane
Molecular function (GO): ATP binding; protein serine/threonine kinase activity
Source: RefSeq, a predicted model, not a curated record